Molecule: messenger RNA, 4272 nt
Organism: Psilocybe cubensis
Lineage: Eukaryota; Fungi; Basidiomycota; Agaricomycetes; Agaricales; Agrocybaceae
Exons: 3
Coding region: 1-4272 (1423 amino acids)
Molecular function (GO): guanyl-nucleotide exchange factor activity
Source: RefSeq, a predicted model, not a curated record
AUGGAGGACACGGUCGCUUCUGCAGGGACCACCACUCCUUCCAACUCGCACUCGAUCCCUCACUCGCCUCGUUCUGUCCGCGUGCAUCCGAGUCCCUCUCCUCUCUCUUCUUCUUCACAACUACCACCACCAACUCUCCCAGUCCGUUCUCCCCUCCGUCCACCUGCCCGUUCCAUUUCCAACAACUCCGCCACCCCCACACUAGACUCAGACGCCCCUCUGUCGCCCAAGACACCCCCAGGAACAGACGAGCAGGAUCAGACAGUCACUCUCCCCAUGACCACUCACCCCAUGCCGUCCACACCGGCCCUGCGCAUCCAGAUGCGCGAUAGGGAGAGAGAAAGAGAACGAGAAAAGGACAGAGACAGGGACAGAGAGAACGCCUAUCCGUACCUCAACGAACUCAUCGACCCACUCCUAGCUACCAUCGACAGCUUUAGUGUCGACCUCUUGCCUGCUAAACAAGAGAGAGAACGAGAAAAGGACCGGAAUGCAGUCAAAGAGUUCGCUCCACGAGAAAGAGAAAGGGAGAUUGAAAAAGAACUUCCUGAAAGACCAGAGACGCCACUUAGCAUAGACCUCGAAGCAGAAGACGAUUCUUCGCAUUCACAUUCCCAACACCCAGAAAAUGACCAGGACGACGCUUUAGCAAACCCUACCAAUUUCACAACCUCCGCCUCCGCUGCUGCCUACAUGUCCAGCUACAUGUCCUCUUUAGCGUCCACAUCCACCUCCUCGCCAUCUACCUCAACAUCAACAUCGAUAUCCUCCUCCUCCCGGUCCUCAGCGCCCACAUCCAUCACAUCCUUAUCCUCCGUGUCCGAGCCUCAGCCCCAACCUCGGCCGCAAAAACAUGAUACUACCGCUACCACCACUACAAAACCACCACAAGCCAUGUCGAAACGAUACCAUGCAAUGCACGAGCUGCUCUCCUCCGAGCGCGCGUAUGCGUCCGAUCUAGCUCUCAUUAGGGAGGUACACAUCCCAUUGGCGUUAGGCCAGACGCCAAUGCUGCAAAACAUACCUCUAUCCCCGCCGCCCGCCUCCGGGUCUUCCUUCGCGCCGGCGUCCACUCCCAACUUGACAUCCGCGUCGUCAACAUCAGCAUCAGCAUUCACGUCAACAACUACGACGACAUCUAACCCGACCUCGGGCUCCUCGUCCACCCGCACGCUCUCCACGGCCUCUGACUCGUCGACUGCGUCGCUGGGACCGGCGAUGGCGCCUGAGGAUGUCAAGGUUAUCUUUGGCAAUGUUGAAGAGCUGGCGCUGCUGAGCGAUGCGUUUGCGGAUCGGCUCGAGGUUGCGCUGGGUAGCGUGUUGGACGGAGGAGCCGAAGGGGACGAUACUAUCGGUGCACUGUUCCUGGAAUGCGUCCCGAUGUGGGAGCGGCCGUACAAGCAAUAUAUUACGCGGCAUCCAAGCGCGCUGCAGCACCUGCAGAAUCUACCACAGACACCCGCGCUGACGGCGUAUCUUGCGUACACGCAGCGCGUCGCGUCCGCGCUUACGCACGCGUGGGAUCUCGCGUCGCUGCUCAUCAAGCCCGUGCAGCGGCUGCUCAAGUACCCGCUGCUCCUGCACACGAUCAUCGACGAGACGCCGGAUUCGCAUCCGGACAAGGAGAACCUCAAGGCUGCGAAAGAGCGUAUUGAGGAGCUGGCAAGGAAUGUGAAUGAGGGGAGAAGGCGCGCGGAGGUGGUGAAGGAUGUGUUGACGAGUAAAGGGGUAAAGAAGCCUAGUGCGCCCGUGGGUGUGAGUGCGGGUGUGAGUCUGAGUAAAGUGAAGAGUCUGCGGCACGGCGGGGUGACGGCGGCGACGAUGCGCGUGGGCAGCAGCGACGCGCUGGACGGCAGCCGGCCCGGAGGUACAGGUGGGGGCAGCGAAGCGGCGCUGGUGGACGCGCUGCAGGGCGAGCUGAAGCAGAUCGAGGUGUUUGCGCAGCAGUUUGCGAGGAAUGUGGUGGAUUGGGGUAAGAUGAUGUCCAAUAUGAUGCUCGCGCUGCGCACGUGGGCGUUGUCCUUUGCCAAAGUUAUUGGGCUUGCGCUUGACCCUCAUGCGGCGUCUGAUGCGGCGGGCCAGCAGCAGCACUCGGAGGCAUUCGACGCGUUCGUCGCGGUCAUCCGCGAGAAACUUAUGCCUCUUUCUGCGGACCUCGAAGCAGCGAUCAACGAACGGCUGCUCAAGGACCUCGCGCACCUCCUCGGGACGAUGACGCAGCCGCUCAAGCUUCUCGCGUCGAUGGGCGAGCAGGAGCCGUACCACUACCACCUCCUCACGAUGCCCCUCUCCGCCAAGAACCGACCCCCCGCCGCGCUCCUCGCCGCAUCGACCAACUACCUCGCGCUGCGCGGCCAGCUCGCCGCGGAACUGCCGACGUACCUGCAGCUGCUGCACCGCGGGUUCAGCGUGCUCAUCCGGCGGCUCGCCGAGUUGCAGACGCGGUUCUGGCGCGAUGUGAAGGAGCACUGGGCGGAGCUGUGGGAUAUGCUCCGCGUGGAGAGUGAGUUGAAUGUAGGGUGGGAGGAGACGUGUGCGGUGUGGUGUGCGCGCUGGGCGGAUGUGGAUGAGGUCGUCAAGACGCUCGCGAUCACGGGCCCUGUGCCGCAUUUGCAGCCUACGCCGCGGACGUACUUUUAUACGUACCAGCUUCCGCCUUCGGGGGCUGCCACGCCUGCUGCUGCUGCUGCGGUUGUGGCGAGCCCGCUGGUCGCUCAGCAGCAACAGCAGCAGCAGCCAACGGAGCUCGCGGAGUAUUUUGCGUAUCCUAAUUUUUAUAUGCCGAUGGUACCUGCGCCUGCGACGCCCAAGGACCGACGCGAGAGUGGGAGCAGUGGGAAUAGUAACAGUAAGCUGGAGAAACACAACUCGAAAUCUAGCGGGCACAGCGGCAAGGGUGCGCAUAACAGCAAUGGCAACAACAAGGAUAACGCCGCCGCCGCUGCGACAGUACAAUCCAUGUUCGCCGCGCUCGAACCGGCACAUUCGCCUGUUCACCACAAAAAAUCGACGAUCAACAGUUCCUCAUUCGCAUCCUCGCCAGCACCAGCACCCGCGCCCGCGACCGCAUCGAGCUCGACGGCCAACGUCGCCUCGCCGUCGGGUGGCUUCGUGCCGUCGAUGGUCAGCAGCUCCUUGUUUGGCGGCGGAGCGUCGAUGUACAGCGUCUCGGGCCCGUUGCCCUUAGGCUCUGUGCCUGUCCCGCGUGAUAAAAAGGAGAAAGAGCGAGAUAGCAGAGGCCGCGGCCGCGGCGCGAGUGAUGCCAGCUCCAACAAGGCGGGAUACGGUACGAGCGGGCGACGACCCGCCUCGCAGGACCGCCAGUACCCUCAUUACCCGCAAUCUCCACCACCUCCGCCGCCGUUGCCCCAGCAGCACAUGGCACGUUCGCCGCCGCCCCAGUCGCCGCCGAUCCCUGCGCGGAGGCGUACCCAAGGCCAUGUAGCCCUCGCGGAUGAGUUUGCGGAGUAUGUUGCCAUGCAUGGCGGGGCGCUGCCGCCGCCGUAUGAGGGUGCGCGGGAGUACCCGUAUUCGCCCCCGUCUGGGAGUGGUGGUAAUGGCACCGCGAGUUCUAGGCAGGGUAUUUCGCGGAUGAAGUCUAUGCCUGUGAGCUUGGGCGGGCACGGAAACGGACAUGUGCAGGUUGAUGAGCGCGAGGAAAGGGUGUAUCGCCAGGAGCCUGAGUGGGAGGAGUAUGACGCUUAUGCGCCACAGCAUCAGCAACUGCGGCCCCAGGAGCGCGGGCGAGAUGCCAGGGAGCACGAGCAGCAGAGGGACCGCGAGUUCGAUGGAAAGCGGCUGACGAAAAGUCCAAAGAGGCGGUCGAAGGAGCAGACGCACUCGCGGAAGCGCUCAGGGUCCGUCAAGUCCAUCACGGCUUUCUUCACUUCGUCCAACCCCAACAUCUCCUCCACCGCUGCCGCCGCUGCCUCUGCUGCUGCCGCGCCCCAAACCACUGCCUCGUCGGACCCACAACCGCUCACCUCGGCACAGCGCGACUCGUGGGCAUCCAAACCCGCGAAAUACUUCUGUCAAGUGAUCCAUCCAUGCAAACCGCCGCCGUCGAUAUCGUACUACUCCUUCCCGUUCUUCACGCUGCGCGAGGGCGAGCUGUAUGAGGUGCUCCAGGAGGCCGGGCACCCGAGCAUCCACCCAAAGUUGCCGCUGUAUGUUGACGAUGGCGAGGAUUGCUUGUUGCUGUGUCGGGACGGGCGGGGUGUGGUUGGAUGGGCGCUGGCGAGCUUUUUGGAGCCGGUUGAUAUUGUCGGGUGA